UCCAUCAAACUUGGCUUUGUUUAGAUGUCCUGAGGUAGCUUCUGUUCCUCUUCUCCUAGGAGGUGGCCUUGGCUGGUACCUGGUCCCCAUCUACACUGUUUUCUGACUUCCAGCUGUCCUGUUUUGUUGGCCAGUGUCUUUGUGACUUUGAAUUGAGUGGCUUGCAUUGAGGCAGCAGCAGUGACCUGGCUCAGGAGUAGAGGGAGUCACUGCUUGCCAACCCCCUCCCCUUCCCCCUCCCCCGGAACCUGAGUGAUGAGCCUUCCCUGGACUGGAACCCUCCACCUAGCAACAGGGCAAACAGAACCCAGCGGGACUCUGUCCCCGAGGUGCCUUUGCUGCCACCCGGGCCCCCCCGGGGUGGCCUGUCUCACCCAUGCAGCACCCCAAAACCCUCUACCCCCCAGCUAUACCCCAGGAAGGCUUUGGCCUGCAGAGCUUGGAGGACCCUGAAGUGCCAGGUGGCCCAGAACCUCUUCCCACCGUAGCCAAUGCUAACCUGCACUAUCAGACCCCCGGCUCGGACCAGGAUGUGCUUCCAGCCCCUCCAGCAGGUAUUAGCAUUCCCAAGCCUUGCUAUGAGCAGGCUUCAUGGUCACCCAAGAUGAGACCCUAAAAUGACCCUGGGUCCCCUCUGUACCCCAGACAGACUCCCCCAUCACUAAACUCACGUGCCACAUUUCGAAGUGACACUGAAGACCGAGCUGAAGCCUGCUUUGUUGACAGCAGCCAUUACUAGGCAUGGCUUUCCGAGAGGCCUGGACACCCAAACUCUGGUGCUGUUCCCCUGAGAGGCAUCAGAGGAAGGGACCCCAACAGUUCCUGUGUCUUGCCCCUCAUGAGUCCCCAGAUGACUGGUAAUCAGAGCUAGUCCACAAGGCUCCUCAGGCCAGGGCUGUGUCCUAUGUACCUGGGCUUUGGGGCCCUGCCCAUGGCCUGGCGGCCCCUAUGGAACCCCACUCAGGUGUUCGCCACCCACAGGCUUCCAGAUGGCUCCCUGCGGCUGCUUCUUCGACCCCCGCAUCUACCGCAUCGAGUGGGCCACCUCCGACUUUGGCCAGUCAUCCCUGUACAAGGUGGCGGUGGCUGGGGGUCCUGCCUUGUCUGGUGGCUACUUGCUGGAGGCCCCAUCCUACCUCAAGGCCCCGGGGCCACCACCUCUACUGUACCCCCACUACCAGCCGGCCCCCGGUGGGCCACAGUACCUCACACAUUACCUUCCACCGGAAGUGCCUGUGCCUGAGGCUCUGGGCUUCAUGCGGGACGGAGGGCCCCUCAACUUCAUGGAGAUGCUCAGAGAUGGCCUGGCACCUCCGCCAACCCCCAAAGAGACUAAGCCAUCUCCCUUGCUUAUCACAGUCCCCACAGCACACACGCUGCCACCUGGGCCCUACGGCCAUCUCAGUGGCCACGCCAGCCAGUUCCCAGGACCCCAGGUGACCAUGAGGCCCAUUGAAGCUUCCAGGGAGCUACAGAGCAGUGGUGUAGCCAGGCCAGGUCUGCGAUUCCCUCCUGGGUCUGUAGAGCCCAAGGAGGCCCAGGUGGAGGAUGUCACCGCAGCGGGCUCAGGCGAGACCAGGCCUCCUGAGGCGCCUCGUGCGUUCUUCCUACCAGACAAGGUCCUUCUAGAAGAUGCCAUGAAACUUUUUGAUUGUCUCCCUGGUGGCACUGAACCUGAGGUGGCCUUGCACAGGGGUCCUGGCCCUGGACUGCGGGACAGUGGUGGUGGUGGGGAUGACUUCCCAACCGACAUCCGUUCCCUGCACCUGCCAGAUGACCUGCUGUCCUUUGACUACAGUGUCCCUGAGAUCCUGGAUGCAGUGGCCAAUGUGGAUUACUUUUUCAGCUUCAAGGCCCUGGAUGAUGAGCCGCUGCCCCAUCUUGGGGUCCCUGUCACCGACACGGUGGCCCCUGGCCUGCGGUCCCAUCAAUCGGGGAAAAAAACCAGCACAUCCACCAAGAAAGGGAAGCCAGGCGGCAGACACAGGCAGACCACAGGCCCAGCUGGCACUGCCACCACAGGACCCAGGCUGGACCCGGGAGCCACUCCCAAUUAAAGCGAUUUGAUUUCUCA
Messenger RNA from Grammomys surdaster, 2074 nucleotides. RefSeq names its product proline rich 22 (gene Prr22). Bases 990 to 2057 code for a protein of 355 amino acids. NCBI's taxonomy places the organism in Eukaryota, Metazoa, Chordata, Mammalia, Rodentia, Muridae. The record is from RefSeq and is a predicted model, not a curated record. The transcript has 3 exons.